Messenger RNA from Aethina tumida (small hive beetle), 1650 nucleotides. Its product is annotated as plasma kallikrein-like. The transcript is spliced from 7 exons. NCBI's taxonomy places the organism in Eukaryota, Metazoa, Arthropoda, Insecta, Coleoptera, Nitidulidae. Gene Ontology annotation, molecular function: serine-type endopeptidase activity. The record is from RefSeq and is a predicted model, not a curated record. Bases 105 to 1619 code for a protein of 504 amino acids. Gene Ontology annotation, biological process: proteolysis.
UCGAUUUUAAGAUCAGGUUCCUGUACGAAUUAACUAUCGAAAAAGGUAGCAGGUAGUAAUGUUUUCAGUCACCGUGCCGUGUUGCUGCGAAUAAUCCUGCUAAAAUGUGUAAAAUUAUUGCCGCACUUGUUAGUUUGUUCGUAACAAUUUACGGACAGGAUUUUAUAUCACCCUGCCCGGAAGUGUUUAGAUAUGUUGCAAUAAACGAAACUAACAGAUGGUACGGAGAAGUUACUCUCACGACGGAUGUGGAACUACACGAUGGAGUUUGGCUUAUUUUGGUCUUCGACAAACCCGCCCUUCAAGUCGAGAGUAACUUUGGACAAAAACACCUACGACUUAAAGAAACCGAGUAUCUAUUAAGAACCUUGGGUAUUAGAUUAAUGCCAGAAGCACCAUUAAAAGUGAACUUCGCCGUACGGUACGACCCGAAACUGCCCACGCCCAAAUUCGCAGGAUUUAGGAUUAACACACGCCCCUCAUGUCCACCGCCUAAACGACGUCAAAGUACCACCGAAAGUACUUUUGUAACCAGUGAGGACUUGCCUAAGCCGUUUGUCACCAGUGAUGAAUUACCUACUGAGGACCAUGAUGUGUUUAUUACUAGUGAGGAACUACCACCUGGUGGUGGUGACAAUUUCGUGACAAGUGAGGAGUUGCCUAGUACCACCUACAAAAUACCAUACCUCCAUGACUCUAUCGACGUGAUAACCACUUUCAAACUGGACAACAUUUUAAAUACAGCCCCCAACGCCACCUAUUUCCCCGGAGACAUUGCCUUUGCUACAGUCCACAGUGAGCCAACUCUUCUCUCGAGUUUCAACAGGAAUCAAAACGUCAAAUGCGGCACCAUCGUACCACAGAAACCACCUGCCAAAACAUCAAUCUAUCCAUGGCACGUCGUACUGUUCAACUUCGUUGGAGCCCAAAUCCUGUACAACUGCGGCGGCACCCUCAUCUCCGACAAGCACGUCCUGACAGCAGCCCACUGCGUCUCCAGACCCAGAUCCACCAUCCCCGUUGAACUGGACAUCCUGUCCGUCUUCCUGGGCAAACAGAACCUCAAGUCCUUCAACGGGGACGUGCAGGUCAAGGAAGUGUCGGCCAUCAACCUGCAUCCGGGCUACAACUCGAGCCUGCUCUUCAACGACAUCGCCGUCAUCACCUUAGCCACCCCGGUUGUGUUCACCGACUUCGUGAGGCCCGUUUGUCUCUGGGAGGGGAGUUUGGACGUUGUGGGGCGGACGGGGGUGGCCGUGGGCUUCGGCUUCGACAUGGUGGGUCAGGUUUCCUUCGACCUGCGGGGGGUUCCCAUGCCUAUUCUGUCGCAGCAGCAUUGCAUGUUAAAGGGUCCUUUGUUUCCUAUCGUUUUGUUCGAGAAAAAUUACUGUGCUGGAUUCGUCAAUGAUGAGAUGAAGUGUAAUGGAGAUUCUGGCGGCGGUAUGAUAUUUCCAAAGUCGAAUGUAAGCGAAGAGGAUCCUGUUUGGCAGCUCAGAGGUUUGAUAUCGAUUGGAGUUGCCUUGCAAGGCCAGAUAACUUGCAAUAAUAUGAGAUAUGUCAUCUUUACAGAUGUUGCCAAACAUUUAGACUGGAUUAAGUCUGUUAUCAAAAGAAAUUAGAUUGCAAUACUAGACUAGAUUUUAAGUAGAA